CACACCAACCCUUUAACGUUUCUGUGGCUUUGUAGACUUGGCUAGCGGAUGCCUAUCUUUGUGACAGGCCAAACACCUACCUCUUCAGAAAAAUCAACUUAAUACAACGAUAUUCACCUCAGCGACACAUCUGAUAUAUUGGAUAAAUCGUUUCAAGACAAAGUGCUGAUCUACAGAAUAAUGUAACAUUUCCAUGGUUGAAAUCAACGCAGAUACCUUGAGAUGACCACAACUCCAGGAUUCACAGUGAGCCCCACAUUGAGCAUGACCACCCACCACUGCUGUUAAAAGUACCCUGCUGGAGCUGGCUAGCAUGCCGUGCUGGCCUCCACACAGUAGGGGGCGCCAUAGCUGCUGAGAGACGAGUCGCCGAGGGGAGCCAGUGGGGGAGGAGGAGGAGAGGGCUGCCCAGGCCCGGGGGGCGGCAGCAAGGGAGGAGGAGGAGGAGGAGGAGGAAGAGGAGGGGCCCAGCAUGGACGACUUUGCCGCCCGCACCUAUGGCACCAGCGGCCUGGACAACAGACCUCUGUUCGGGGAGACGUCGGCCAGGGACCGCAUCGUCAACCUUGUGGUCGGCCUGCUGUCCAUACUUCUUGUGUUGAUCACAGUGAUCAGCUCGUUUGUGGUGCCGCUGCCUCCUAAGCCCCUCAACAUCUUCUUCGCCGUCUGCGUCCUGCUGCUCUGUGGCUCCGUCCUGGUGCUGAUCUUCUGGUAUCGUCAAGGCGACCUGGAGCCCAAGUUCCGCAAGCUGAUCUACUACAUGCUGAGCUCCAUCGGCCUGCUGUGCAUCUGUGCCAACCUCUACUUCCACGACGUGGGCCGCAGCGUCCAACCCACCUCUGCCUUAUGAGAAACCUCCAUCCAACCCCCCCUAUGGAGGACCUCAGUUGACUUUACCCUUCUUUAGAUUGUUCCGGAACCCUACCCUUGCAAAUGGAACCCUCGCCUCCAUUCACAGAAAGGUUUCCGGAAUGGAAUUUUUCAACAACAAAAAACUGGAGCAGGGGACAAAAGGGUUCCUUGUUAUGUUGUUGUGGGCUGGAGUGGCCAGUAUGCCUUUUGGCAUCCAUUUUGGAAAAAAAAAACAACUUUUGGUUUUUAUACAUAUAUAUUUACACCAAUGUAAGCACACACUGCACAUUAGCCAAUUAUGCAAAAUGCAAAUGAAGUAUUAAAACGGUAGCACUGUGGAAUAGACGGACAGUUGCAGCUGCUUGUAGACACAUGCCAAGAAUAGAUGAGACAAAAUGCCAGCCACAAGUAGUCAGUUUCAAAGCCAUACCCAUCAUCUCAGCUAACCUUUUUUAUUUCAUAUAUAAUCAUAUUCUUAAACCUUAAAAUGAACACGUGGAUGCAAGUGCGCACAUUCCCGACUGAAUUUAAGAGUGACUGAUUCUUGUUUGCAAUAAUUUGUUACUUGUUUGUGGACUGAAAGACAUUCCCAGAAUUGAAAGCACUUGAUGGGAGGCUGUACAAUACAAUAGCCUCGACCCGAUUGCCGUUGAUUGUUCCAUCACCACCACCACACGUCAUAUAAAGUCUUACACACCACGGGAGGAGCCUGUGCAAUGAUUGUCUUUUCAAGCGUUGGGGGAAGAAAUUAAAUUGUUGUUUUUGGUAAUAAAUGAGAACGUUAAGAUUU
Messenger RNA from Engraulis encrasicolus (European anchovy), 1642 nucleotides. RefSeq names its product transmembrane protein 243, mitochondrial b (gene tmem243b). Lineage: Eukaryota; Metazoa; Chordata; Actinopteri; Clupeiformes; Engraulidae. The record is from RefSeq and is a predicted model, not a curated record. The coding region runs from base 473 to 850 and encodes 125 amino acids. The transcript is spliced from 6 exons.